CCCCCAGGGGUCCCCACUUGGCUCCCGCAGCAGCGCCCCCUUCUUCUCUCCCGGGUCACGGGCCCCGCGGUGAGCAGCCUCCGCCGCCUCGCCCGCCGCCUCCCCAGCCAUGGCCAACGGUGUGAUCCCGCCGCCCGGGGGCGCCUCCCCCCUACCCCAGGUCCGGCUGCCCUUGGAGGAGCCCCCUCUGAGCCCAGACAUGGAGGAGGAGGACGAUGACUUGGGCAAGACCUUGGCUGUGAGCAGGUUUGGGGACCUCAUCAGCAAGCCCCCGGCCUGGGACCCCGAGAAGCCCAGCCGCAGCUACAGCGAGCGGGACUUUGAGUUUCACCGGCACACAUCCCACCACACCCACCACCCGCUCUCCGCACGCCUGCCUCCACCCCACAAGCUGCGUCGCCUGCCCCCCACCUCUGCCCGGCAAGCCAGGAGGAAGAGGAAGGAGAAAACCUCUGCACCCCCCUCUGAGGGGACCCCUCCCAUCCAGGAGGAAGGGGGAGCCGUGGAGGAGGAGGAGGAGGAGGAAGAGGAAGAGGAAGGAGAAUCCGAGGCAGAGCCCGCCGAGCCCCCACCCUCAGCGUCCCCACCAAAGGCGAAGUUCUCCAUUGGCAGUGACGAGGAUGACAGCCCCCGCCUCUCCAGGAGGGCUGCGUGCACCAGGCCCCCGCCCCCCGGGGGGCCCCGGGCCGACAAGAGUCCCCAGCACUCAGUCAGCUCCCCCAGCCCCCGCGCCCGGACCUUGCGUCUCACCGGGGACAAGGGCCGGCCCUGGAGCCCAUCGGCCAGCUAUGACCUUCGGGAGCGGCUGUGCCCGGGCAGCGCCCUGGGCAGCCCUGGGGGCCCGGAGCAGCAGGUGCCCACUGACGAGGCGGAAGCACAGAUGCUGGGCUCCGCAGACCUGGACGACAUGAAGAGUCACCGGCUGGAGGACAACCCAGGCAUGCGGCGGCAUCUGGUGAAGAAGCCGUCUCGGACGCAGGCAGGGAGGGGCAGCCCUAGUGGCCUGGCCCCCAUCCUGCGCAGGAAGAAGAAGAAGAAGAAGAUGGACCGGAGGCCUCACGAGGUGUUUGUGGAGCUGAACGAGCUGAUGCUGGACCGCAGCCAGGAGCCCCACUGGCGGGAGACGGCGCGCUGGAUCAAGUUUGAGGAGGACGUGGAGGAAGAGACUGAGCGCUGGGGGAAGCCCCACGUGGCCUCGCUCUCCUUCCGCAGCCUCCUGGAGCUCAGGCGGACCAUCGCCCACGGCGCUGCCCUCCUGGACCUGGAACAGACCACGCUGCCGGGCAUUGCACAUCUCGUGGUGGAGACCAUGAUUGUGUCCGACCAGAUCCGGCCAGAGGACAGGGCCAGCGUCCUGCGCACCCUGCUGCUGAAACACAGCCACCCCAACGAUGACAAGGACAGCGGCUUCUUUCCCCGGAACCCAUCCAGCUCCAGCGUGAACUCCGUCCUGGGGAAUCACCACCCACCCUCCGGCCAUGGCCCUGACGGCGCAGUGCCCACCGUGACAGAUGACCUGGGGGAGCCCGCCCCACUCUGGCCUCAUGACCCCGACGCCAAGGAGAAGCCCCUCCACAUGCCUGGGGGAGACGGUCACCGGGGGAAAAGCCUGAAGCUUCUGGAGAAGAUUCCUGAAGAUGCCGAGGCGACUGUUGUGCUUGUGGGCUGCGUGCCCUUCCUGGAGCAACCGGCUGCCGCCUUUGUGCGCCUCAACGAAGCUGUGCUCUUGGAGUCUGUCCUGGAGGUCCCUGUGCCUGUCCGCUUCCUCUUUGUCAUGCUGGGGCCCAGCCACACCAGCACCGACUAUCACGAGCUUGGGCGCUCCAUCGCCACCCUCAUGUCUGACAAGCUGUUCCAUGAGGCUGCCUACCAGGCAGACGACCGGCAGGACCUCCUGAGCGCCAUCAGCGAGUUCCUGGACGGCAGCAUCGUGAUUCCGCCAUCCGAGGUGGAGGGCCGGGACUUGCUGCGCUCCGUGGCCGCCUUCCAGCGCGAGCUGCUUCGGAAGCGGCGGGAGCGCGAGCAGACCAAAGUGGAGAUGGCCACCCAGGGAGGCUACGUGGCCCCCGGGAAAGAGCUGUCUAUGGAGUUGGGUGGCUCGGAGGCGACCCCAGAAGAUGACCCCCUGCUGCGGACCGGCUCAGUUUUCGGGGGGCUGGUCCGGGAUGUGAAGCGCCGAUACCCACACUACCCCAGCGACCUGCGGGACGCCCUCCAUUCUCAGUGCGUGGCGGCCGUGCUCUUCAUCUACUUUGCCGCCCUCAGCCCUGCCAUCACCUUUGGGGGGCUGCUAGGGGAGAAGACCGAAGGCCUGAUGGGCGUUUCUGAGCUGAUCGUGUCCACGGCUGUGCUUGGCGUCCUCUUCUCCUUGCUGGGGGCUCAGCCGCUGCUGGUGGUUGGCUUCUCUGGGCCACUGUUAGUCUUCGAAGAAGCUUUCUUCAAGUUCUGUCGGGCUCAGGACCUGGAAUACCUCACCGGCCGGGUGUGGGUCGGCCUCUGGCUGGUGGUCUUCGUUCUUGCCCUGGUGGCCGCGGAAGGCAGCUUCCUGGUCCGCUACAUCUCGCCUUUCACCCAGGAGAUCUUUGCUUUCCUCAUCUCACUUAUUUUCAUCUACGAGACCUUCCAUAAGCUCUACAAGGUAUUCAUGGAGCACCCACUGCUGCCAUUCUACCCCCCUGAGGGGAUGUUGGAAGUUGGGCUGGACCUGAAUGGGAGUGCCCUGCCUCCCACAGAGGGGCCUCCGGGUCCCAGGAACCAGCCCAACACGGCUCUGCUGUCCCUCAUCUUAAUGCUGGGGACCUUCCUUAUCGCCUUCUUCUUACGCAAGUUCAGGAAUAGUCGCUUCCUGGGGGGCAAGGCUCGCCGUGUCAUCGGUGAUUUUGGGAUCCCUAUCUCCAUUCUGGUCAUGGUCCUGGUAGAUUACUCCAUUACGGACACCUACACACAGAAGCUGACCGUGCCCACGGGGCUCUCGGUCACCUCCCCCGAUAAGCGCACGUGGUUCAUCCCGCCCCUGGGCAGUGCCCGCCCGUUUCCCCCCUGGAUGAUGGUGGCAGCCGCUGUCCCUGCCCUCCUGGUCCUCAUCCUGAUCUUCAUGGAGACACAGAUCACUGCGCUCAUCGUCAGCCAGAAGGCCCGGAGGCUGCUCAAAGGCUCCGGCUUCCACUUGGACCUGCUUCUCAUCGGCUCCCUGGGGGGGCUCUGUGGGCUGUUCGGGCUGCCCUGGCUCACGGCCGCCACUGUCCGCUCCGUCACCCACGUGAAUGCCCUGACCGUGAUGCGCACCGCCAUCGCUCCCGGCGACAAGCCCCAGAUCCAGGAGGUGCGGGAGCAGCGGGUGACCGGAGUGCUCAUCGCCAGCCUCGUGGGCCUGUCCAUCGUCAUGGGGGCUGUGCUGCGUCGCAUCCCCCUGGCCGUGCUCUUUGGAAUUUUUCUGUACAUGGGGGUGACCUCGCUGUCGGGUAUCCAGCUGUCCCAGCGCCUGUUGCUCAUUCUCAUGCCAGCAAAACAUCACCCCGAGCAGCCCUAUGUGACCAAGGUGAAGACGUGGCGGAUGCACCUGUUCACCUGCAUUCAGCUGGGCUGCAUUGCACUGCUCUGGGUGGUUAAAUCCACGGCGGCCUCGCUUGCCUUUCCUUUUCUGCUGCUGCUCACGGUGCCUCUGAGGCGUUGCCUCCUGCCCCGGCUCUUCCAGGACAGGGAGCUGCAGGCGUUGGACUCGGAAGACGCUGAGCCAAACUUUGAUGAGGACGGCCAGGAUGAGUACAAUGAGCUGCACAUGCCUGUGUGAUUCUGGAACACGUGUCCCCCAGACCCUGACUCCCUAGUGAUCAACACCGGGCCCCACAUGAGCCCAGCCCCAGGGCCAGCUGGCACCUCACAACCCAGAGAUGUGCCUGGAACCCCAACGAUGCCGCGGCCAGAGCAGCCCCGACUCCACCUGGGGCGUUGACCUUUCACACACCAGACCGGCACAGGCUUUGAGCUCAUUAUAACCACACUCCUUGUCUUGUGUCUGCCUCA
Molecule: messenger RNA, 4023 nt
Organism: Condylura cristata (star-nosed mole)
Lineage: Eukaryota; Metazoa; Chordata; Mammalia; Eulipotyphla; Talpidae
Gene: SLC4A3
Product: solute carrier family 4 (anion exchanger), member 3
Exons: 22
Coding region: 110-3790 (1226 amino acids)
Biological process (GO): transmembrane transport; bicarbonate transport; regulation of intracellular pH
Cellular component (GO): plasma membrane
Molecular function (GO): solute:inorganic anion antiporter activity; monoatomic anion transmembrane transporter activity
Source: RefSeq, a predicted model, not a curated record